AUGGGAGUGAGAGGGGUGAAGGGUCCCAAGGGAGUAAAUGGGGUCAAGGCUACAGAGUCUAGUCAUGGUGACUCAGCUUCAAGCGGUGGUGAUGGUGGUGGGGUUGCUGGUGGGUGUGCGGGUGGUGGGGAUCGUAGUGGCAGCAGUGGCUCGGAAGGGAGCUUGGAGGCUCGUGUUUUCAGAGCAUCUGCUGCAGCCCAGCGGGCCUCUGGUGAAGGGAAGCGGGGAGUGGGAGAAAGGGAAGCAGGUGCAGGUGCAACAGCUGUCAGGGGAUUACAGAGUAGAGCAGGAGGUGCAGCGGAACGUGCAGCAGACGGAGUAGCAGUAGGAGCAGAUGCAGGAAGGGCAGUACGAGGGGCAGCAGAAGGGGCAGCAGGAGGGGUAGCAGAAGGAGCAGACACAGCCGAGACUAGAACAGAAGCAGAGAUAAGAAAAGGGUCGGAUGGAGGAGGUCACAAAACGCCGAAGAAGCAAAGGAGGGGUGAUGGAUUGAUGAAUGAACGGAUGAAGGAUGAUGAGAUGAAGGGUGGAGAAGACAAGAUGGAGAAGAGAGGGAGGGAGGAUGAGGUGGGGGGGAUGGGAGAUGGUGCACAUGGGAGAGACGGGAGGGGGCAGGAAGCAAGGGAAGGAGGAGAGGAAGGAGAGGAGAGGGAGGAGAAGGAGGGAGGAGGAGAAGCGAAGAGGGAUGAGGAGGGAAGGAAGGAGGGGCACAGGGGGCUCAUGGGAACAUCCACGGUGGGAGCAGCAAUGGCAGGAGCAGCAAUGAUGGGUACACCCCUGGCUGGAGCAGCUGUAGAGAUGGGGAGGGAGGCUUUGAGACAGAGUGAGAAGUUUAAGAGUGUGGAGGACGAGGAGUGGAGGGAAAGACAAAAGGUGCUGCAGCAGCAGGCUGAGGAGGCUCAGGCUGAGAAGAGAAGGAGGAGGGCGGAGCGCGCCGAACGUGAGAGGCAGGAACGGAUGCAGGCUCGGCAGCAGAAGCGGGUGGAGGAGGUUCGGCAGCAGCAGGAGCAGGUGGAGCGCACAACGGGCCUUAAGGAGCAGCUGAGAGCAUCAGUGCACGCUGACCUUGUCAAGCGCCUGGCGGGGUGCCGUGACUUUGCAUCGGUCCUUGAUAAGAUCGGGAUCAAAGUGGACGGCAUGCCGCAACCAUCGACUCAGCAGGUUGAAGCAUCUUUCAAGAAAGCUCUGCUUCGGUAUCACCCGGACCGUAUGGCGAGGCUCGGAGCAGGAGCGGACGUUCGCAAGCAGGUAGAGGCCGAGGAGACCUUCAAGAUGAUGCUGGAGAAGAAAAAAAAGCUCCCACUUGUUGCACCUCCUGCCCCACCUGCUGCCCCAGCUUACCCAGACUUUGGUCUGCCCAAGUAUCACAAGUUUGGCAGGAGACGUUAUUACUGCCAGCCGUUCCUCGCCGAAUCGGCGCGGCACGGCGGCUAUAUGGCGGCAAUGGCGCAGCGGUUUCCCCGCAUGUCACCGCUGCUGGCGGCAACUCAGCUUCCUCGCGUGUCCAUCGGCGAGUCGUCGUUGCGGUGUGCGCCGUUGGGGGUUACAUGCAACGGGCGAGCUGUGAAGGGUCUAUCUGGCCAGGAGCGAUCCGGCCAGGAGCGCUCCGGCCAGCAUGACACCUCUCGUGGCCUAUUAAUACGGCUUGGCUCGUUGCAACUACCGGAAAUGGCGGCGCGACUCGGAGGCGGCUUGCUAUUCGUAGCAGUCAUGUGUGUGGCGGCGGCGUGCGUUCCGACGGGCUGCGCGCAGCCUCCUCCGCCGACGAAGGCGCAGCUGCGCACGGAGAUGCAAAACAUGGCGAAGAGCAUCGUGAAGCGGUACCCGCAGUACUCGCGAUACGCGCAGGACGCCACCAAAUACAUCAACUUUGCUCUAAACUCCAAGUACGACCUGUCAGCACUGCGAGACGCGUCCAUCCUCAUUCCCAACAACGUGCAGGCAGAAGCCCUCGCUAAGAGAAUCCCCGCUAAGAGCAGCAGCAUCCCCACACUGUACAACAUCACCGCGUUCCACAUCCUGCGCCGCCGAAUGACCCUCCCGCAGAUGAGGCAGGUGAAGCUGCGGACGGCGAUAGGCACACAGCUGAGGCAGCCGCUCUUCAAGAUGACGCCAAUGGGUAACAACACUGCUGUGUCAUUUGCUAAAGGGCCGUACUUGAAGGCAGACCAGUGGACCACAAUUCGCAUCCCGGGGCUGUAUGUGGGACAAUGGUUCAUUUGUCAGAGGUCCACUGGUGAUCCCCGAUGA
Messenger RNA from Closterium sp. Yama58-4, 2250 nucleotides. NCBI's taxonomy places the organism in Eukaryota, Viridiplantae, Streptophyta, Zygnematophyceae, Desmidiales, Closteriaceae. The record is from the annotation of a GenBank genome assembly.